AUGGCGCCUCCUCGUCGCAAAGUACUUGCAACCGCCGAAGAAACCUUGUUCCCCCCCGAUGAGUUGCUUCCAGGGCAGCAGGUCGCACGACUGAUCAAGGCCACCGGAAACAAUAUCUACUCCGUCGAAUUCGCUUCGAGAGAAACGGCCCUGGUCGAGCUACCAGCCAGGUUUCGAUCCACCUUUUGGAUGAAGCGAGGCUCCUUUGUGCUGGUGGACACCAACGCGCUCGAGGAUCGGGACAAUAAGCUUCGGGGAGAGAUCAUCAAUAUUGUUCGUGAUGAAAAAGCCUGGCGCAAAACUCCAUACUGGCCGAAAGAAUUCGUUCGCCAGCCCGUCUCGGUAUCCGACGAUGAAGAGGAAUCUAAUGUCGGCAAAAUGCCCUCAUCCGAUGAGUCUGACGCAUAA
Aspergillus ochraceoroseus IBT 24754 is the source of this 408-nucleotide messenger RNA. RefSeq names its product putative eukaryotic translation initiation factor eIF1a-like protein. Gene Ontology annotation, cellular component: nucleus. The record is from RefSeq and is a predicted model, not a curated record. NCBI's taxonomy places the organism in Eukaryota, Fungi, Ascomycota, Eurotiomycetes, Eurotiales, Aspergillaceae. Gene Ontology annotation, biological process: translational initiation. The coding region runs from base 1 to 408 and encodes 135 amino acids. Gene Ontology annotation, molecular function: RNA binding; translation initiation factor activity. The transcript has 2 exons.